AUGGGCACCCAAGCCAAAAUCGCCUUGGGUUCGUCCAUCGCGUUGAGAUUCGUCUCAUACGUGUUUUUGCGAUGGUUUCCUGGUCCAGCUGCUGUUCCCUUGAGCAUUUACACCAUUUUCGCCAUUUUCGUACCAUCCUUCAUUUUGGGAUACUUCAAGGAGCCAAAGUACGAUGUGAUUGAGGACGAGGUCGACAUUACGAUGAAGGAGGCCAUCUCAGAGGUCGACGAGGAUGAGGUUGCGACUGGUGACCAAAACGGUCAUGUUGUCGCUGAAGAGAUCCAGAUUGAGGAGACCAUCGUUGUCAGAGAGAAAUCGCGACCCUGGGUUACUCUUCUCGCAGGCUCACCUAGCCCGAGCAGCCCCAUCUUGUCCAUCUUGACAUUCCUCAUCAAUGUGGUGUUGGUCGCAAUGACCACCGACUUCUUGUUCCGCGUUCGGCAAUACCACCCAGUCGACGAUCUCUCAUUCGUACGUCUUGGCUACGUCUCGCACACGGAAGCCAAGUUCGUUUUGCGCGAGCCAGACCAAGCUAAGAUGCCCGUCACGGUUGAGAUACACAUCAAAGACCCCCAGCCUCCCUUCGACAACCCCCUGUGGCAGAUCGGCGGUGGCUUGAGAUUCACCGACAACACAACCGACUUCACAGCUACUCUUACGGUCCCGCUGAAACACUCCCAACAGAGAAUUUACGAAUGGAGAACUUCCAACAACCACAGCGGAGAGUUCGUUGCUCCUCCUAAGCCGGGUCAAAUGUCGGCUUUUGCAGACAACAAGUUUACUUUCCUCUCGACUUCUUGCAUUCUUCCGAGAUUCCCUUACAAUCCUCUUGAACAUCCUCUGGCUAUCCCGGGAAUGCGAUAUCUUGCGAAGGUGUUGCCCAAGUUGCAAGCGCAGUUCAUGCUGUUCUUGGGCGAUUUCAUCUACAUCGACGUCCCCAAGCGACAGGGAAAGAACGAAGAGGAUUAUCGUCAGAAGUACCGUCACGUUUAUGCUUCUCCCGACUGGGCACCCGUUGGCCAGAACCUCAGCUGGAUUCAUGUGCUCGACGACCAUGAGAUUGGCAACGACUGGGAUCUGAACACCACUGGAGUCUACCGAGCCGCCAUUGACCCCUGGCAUCAUUACCAGGAACUGGCGAACCCUCCUCCAGCUCGUGUUGCUGGAACUAGUAACCUGCGAAGAGAGGGUGCGACGUGGUUCGAAUUCCUUCAAGGUCCCGCCAGCUUCUUCAUGCUUGAUACUCGCUCUUACCGGUCCACUAACUCUCUGCCCUACGAACACCCGGAAAAGACGAUGCUGGGCGCUGAACAGUUGGCGGACUUUUUGGACUGGCUCAACCGCCCGGAACCCAAGGGCGUGAAGUGGAAGAUUGUCGCGUCCUCAAUUCCUCUCACCAAGAACUGGCCCGUGAACACCAGAGACACCUGGGGAGGCUUCUUGGUCGAGAGACGCAAGGUUCUCGAAGCCAUGUGGGAUGCUGGUGCGAGAGGCAUCGGUGUUGUCGUCGUAUCUGGCGACCGACACGAAUUCGCAGCAACCAAGUUCCCUCCGCCAGUCGGUGAGAGAUGGCCUGAGACGGCAGCCGCGUAUGAAUUCUCUUGCAGCCCGCUCAAUCAAUUCGCUUCACCCCUUCCAACCUACAGGCAGUAUGACGACGAGGAUAUUGCUCUGAAGUACGUUCAUUCGGGAAACUCCAAGUUUGGAUCUCUUACGAUCGAGAAUUUGGCCGAAGGUGAACAGAGCUCCCUCAAGUAUAGUCUCUACGUGGAUGGCGAGGAGACGUGGAACACCAUGAUUUUGGCACCUCCUGCAGUUGGCGGCGAGAAGACUUCAUUGUGGAACAAGCUGAAGGGCAACUAA
Messenger RNA from Colletotrichum karsti, 1863 nucleotides. RefSeq names its product PhoD-like phosphatase. The coding region runs from base 1 to 1863 and encodes 620 amino acids. Lineage: Eukaryota; Fungi; Ascomycota; Sordariomycetes; Glomerellales; Glomerellaceae. The record is from RefSeq and is a predicted model, not a curated record. The transcript is spliced from 4 exons.